AUGUGCGACCCACUAUCACAUUUAAAAACGUGGGUGAGGGCGGGAUCUACCAAUCGUGAUGUCACAGAUGUGGGCGGGGACAACACCUUUUCUUCAGAGACGUUUGCUUUGGGAGUCUGUGUUGUUAACAGCCUGCUUGCAGCAGUCAAAACUCGACUGAAAUAUCUCAAAUGCAUGGCCAUCCCCUCUCUGAUCCUUGCUGCAAAGAUCAACGAGGAAGAUGAGGUGAUCGCAUCGGUUAAAGACUUGCUGGAGCAAAGCAGAUGCAAGUUCUCAACAGCUGAGAUUCUUCGCAUGAAGCGAGUCAUGAUGAACAAGCUGCACUGGGACCUUUACAUCGCCACACCAAUGGACUUCAAUCACAUUGUGAGUAAUCAGAAAUCAUACAACCCUUUUAAUGUGUCUGUUGCAAACAUUAGCAACAUUUGGUCCUUGACGGGAAUGUGGAUAUCUGCAGCGGCAUGGCGAUCACCCGCAUGA
Carassius gibelio (silver crucian carp) is the source of this 480-nucleotide messenger RNA. Its product is annotated as cyclin-I. The coding region runs from base 1 to 480 and encodes 159 amino acids. Gene Ontology annotation, cellular component: cytoplasm; cyclin-dependent protein kinase holoenzyme complex; nucleus. The record is from RefSeq and is a predicted model, not a curated record. Lineage: Eukaryota; Metazoa; Chordata; Actinopteri; Cypriniformes; Cyprinidae. The transcript is spliced from 4 exons. Gene Ontology annotation, molecular function: cyclin-dependent protein serine/threonine kinase regulator activity. Gene Ontology annotation, biological process: mitotic cell cycle phase transition; regulation of cyclin-dependent protein serine/threonine kinase activity.